GGCAUGUCCUCAGUGGGAUGUGCUUCCAGGGAUCCUUCUGCUCUCUCACUGGGAAGAGGGUCUCUUUCUGGCUGGGAUGGCAGCUGUGCCACUGGUUUGGGCCAGGAGAGUGGUUCUCUUCUGGCACAGCAGUGAGCAGCCCAGAGCCCUGCAGCAGCAGUUCUCAGAGUGGAAGUGUGACUCAGCAGUGCCACAAGGCACAGAUCGAGCCUGGACGUGCUGCCCAGAGGGCUGGAGGAGGUUUCAAAGAAGCUGCUAUUUCCUGUCCCGUGAUAAGAUGAACUGGGCUGAGAGUGAGCAGAACUGCACUGGGAUGGGCUCCCAGCUGGUGGUGAUCAACAGCAAGGCAGAGCAGGAAUUCCUCUUCAAGCAGAUAAAACAACCUCCACAAAGAAAGAAUUUCUACAUUGGUCUGUUUGUGGACAAGGAGGGCCAGUGGCAGUGGGUGGACAAGACUCCAUAUAAUGUGACAGCAGCGUGAGUAUCUGAGGAUGAAGAGUGUUUGGUGUGACCCCUGGUAGGGAAAGAAAGGAGGACAGAUAU
Ficedula albicollis (Collared flycatcher) is the source of this 543-nucleotide messenger RNA. RefSeq names its product C-type lectin domain family 4 member D-like. The coding region runs from base 77 to 481 and encodes 134 amino acids. The transcript is spliced from 4 exons. The record is from RefSeq and is a predicted model, not a curated record. NCBI's taxonomy places the organism in Eukaryota, Metazoa, Chordata, Aves, Passeriformes, Muscicapidae.